Molecule: messenger RNA, 3936 nt
Organism: Chinchilla lanigera (long-tailed chinchilla)
Lineage: Eukaryota; Metazoa; Chordata; Mammalia; Rodentia; Chinchillidae
Gene: Slc39a6
Product: solute carrier family 39 (zinc transporter), member 6
Exons: 10
Coding region: 692-2890 (732 amino acids)
Biological process (GO): intracellular zinc ion homeostasis; zinc ion import across plasma membrane
Cellular component (GO): membrane
Molecular function (GO): zinc ion transmembrane transporter activity
Source: RefSeq, a predicted model, not a curated record
GAGGCGAGCGCGAGGCGAGCGCGAGGCCGCCUUUCCAGCUUGCAUGUCUCCGGCGCGCGCGUUGCAGCUCCCGUCUCUUAGGUCGCGGCCCCGCGCUCGAGGCACGUCUCACUGGAUACCUUGGACCCCUCCAGAGAGACCAGUGUUGUAGUGCCAGGGCGGCCCUGCAAGGCCCAUCAGCUGACCGAACAGCUCUGGGAGACCCCGACGAGCAGGUCUCGGGCCUCAGAGAAGCGCAGGGACGCAGAAAGGUUCGGAAAAAAGGACCCCUGACUACUCCCAGUUCACUCAGACCUUGCCGACACCUCCGGCUCGGCGCCACAGCUCCUCCGCCCCCCGCGCGCCUGAGGCGUCUAGGAAGGCGCGGAAAAGCGGAUCUGUCUGGAGUCGGGGUUCCAGAGCCGCACUGCGCGUGCGCCGCGGUGCCUGCUGCGGGGGGCGGCGGUCCCCGGCUUUGCGUGGCACGCGCCGCUGCGACUCCCGAUUGUCCUGCUCCGGAGGCGAGGGUGCUGGGCGUGGCUCCCCGAGGCUGCUCGGCGGGACCGAAAAGACCGCCGCUGUGCGCGCGGUGUGAAGGCUUUUCGGAGAGACCACCGCAGGCCCGUCCGCACCGUCCGGAGCCCCCGCGGGGAACCGAACCUGCGCGUGGGGCCGAGCCGCGGGACGGCGAGGCCGCGAAGCGGAAGGUGCAAUGGCAAGGAAUUUAUCUGUAAUCUUGAUCCUGACCUUUGCCCUGUUGGUCACAAAUCCCCUUCAUGAACUAGAAUCAGCUGCUGCUUUCUCUCAGACCACUGAGAAAAUUAAUGCGAAUUGGGAAUCUGGCAUUAAUGUUGACACAGCAGUGACCACACGGCAACAUCAUCUACAGCAGCUUUUCUACCGUUAUGGAGAGAACAAUUCCUUGUCAAUUGAAGGGUUCAGAAAAUUGCUUCAGAAUAUAGGCAUAGAAAAGAUUAAAAGGAGCCAUACCCACCAUGACCAUGAGCAUCACUCUGACCACGAUCGUCACACUCAUCAUAAUCGUGCUGCUUCUGGUAAAAAUAAUCGGAAAGCUCUUUGCCCAGACCAUGACUCUAAUGGUUCAGGUAAAGAUCGCAGAAACAGCCAGGGGAAAGGAUCUCACCGCCUGGAACAUACCAGUGGCAGAAAGAAUGGCAAGGAGGGUGUGAAUGCUGGCGAAGUGACUUCUACCAUGUAUAACACUGUCUCUGAAGGAACUCACUUUCUGGAGACAUUGGAGACUCCAAAACCUGGAAAACUCCCCAAAGAUAUAAGCAGUUCCACCCCACCCAGUAUCACAGAAAGGAGCCGGGUGGGACGGCUGGUUGGUAGGAAAACCAAUGAGUCUGUGAGUGAGCCCAGAAAGGGCUUCAUGUAUUCCAGAUACAUAAAUGACAAUACCCAGGAGUGUUUCAAUGCAUCAAGGCUGCUUAUGUCUCAUGGCAUGGGCAUCCAGGUUCCACUGAAUGCAACGGACUUCAGCUAUCUCUGCCCAGCCAUCAUCAAUCAAAUUGAUGCUAGAUCUUGUCUGGUUCAUACAACGAGUGAGAAGAAGGCUGAAAUCCCACCAAAGACCUAUUCUUUACAAAUAGCCUGGGUUGGUGGCUUUAUAGCCAUUUCCAUCAUCAGUUUCCUGUCCUUGCUGGGGGUUAUUCUUGUGCCUCUCAUGAAUCGGGUAUUUUUCAAAUUUCUGCUAAGUUUCCUUGUGGCAUUGGCUGUUGGGACUUUGAGUGGUGAUGCUUUAUUACACCUUCUUCCACAUUCUCAUGCAAAUCACCACCACAGUCAUAGCCAUGAAGAGCCAUCAAUGGAAAUGAAAAGAGGCCCACUUUUCAGCCAUCUGUCUUCUCAAAACAUAGAAGAAAGUUCCUAUUUUGAUUCCACAUGGAAAGGUCUGACAGCUCUAGGAGGCUUGUAUUUCAUGUUUCUUGUUGAACACGUCCUUACAUUGAUCAAGCAAUUUAAAGACAAGAAGAAAAAGAACCAAAAAAAGCCUGAAAACGAUGAUGACAUGGAGAUUAAGAAGCAGUUGUCCAAGUAUGAAUCUCAACUUUCAACAAAUGAGGAGAAAGUAGAUGCAGAUGACCGAACUGAAGGCUAUUUACCAGCAGACUCCCAAGAGCCCUCCCACUUUGAUUCUCAGCAGCCAGCAAUCUUGGAAGAAGAAGAGGUCAUGAUAGCUCAUGCUCAUCCACAGGAAGUCUACAAUGAAUAUGUACCCAGAGGGUGCAAGAACAAAUGCCAUUCACAUUUCCAUGAUACUCUGGGCCAAUCAGAUGACCUCAUUCACCACCAUCAUGACUACCAUCAUAUUCUCCAUCACCACCACCACCAAAACCACCACCCCCACAGUCACAGUCAGCGCUACUCUCGGGAGGAGCUGAAAGAUGCUGGCAUUGCCACUUUGGCUUGGAUGGUGAUCAUGGGCGAUGGCCUGCACAACUUCAGCGAUGGCCUAGCAAUUGGGGCUGCUUUCACUGAAGGCUUAUCAAGUGGGUUAAGUACUUCUGUCGCUGUGUUCUGUCACGAGUUGCCUCAUGAAUUAGGUGACUUUGCUGUCUUACUAAAGGCUGGCAUGACCGUUAAGCAGGCUGUGCUUUAUAAUGCAUUGUCAGCCAUGCUGGCGUAUCUUGGAAUGGCAACAGGAAUUUUCAUUGGGCAUUAUGCUGAAAAUGUUUCCAUGUGGAUAUUUGCACUUACUGCUGGUUUAUUCAUGUAUGUUGCUCUGGUUGAUAUGGUACCUGAGAUGUUACAUAAUGAUGCUAGUGACCAUGGAUGUAGCCGUUGGGGAUAUUUCUUUUUACAGAAUGCUGGGAUACUUCUGGGUUUUGGGAUUAUGUUACUUAUUUCCAUAUUUGAACAUAAAAUUGUGUUUCGUAUAAAUUUCUAACUAGGUUAUAAAUGCUAGAGUAGCUUUAAAGAAUUGCUGUCUAUAGUUUAAAUGGGUCAUAGGGAGAUGAAUUUGUAUGCUGUCAUAUACAGCAUUUAAAGUUAGUGGAUUUUGUGAUUUUUGUAUUGAAUAUUACCAUUUAUUAUGCUGAUAGGGUCAGUUAUGUUGGUAACAUAAAGGUACGUUUUAAUAUUUAAGUUAUUCUAUUUUGGAAAUAGAAGCUAUGUGUGCAAUCCACCAAUAUUCUCAGUUUAUUGUAUGAACAAGAUAUUUGACAUGACAUGUUCUGUAUAUUUCCGGAAAAUGUCUUUAAUACUUUGGUACACUAAGUUAAUACAGUAAUUGUCAUACUGGAUCUAGGCCUCUGAAGAAUUGUUGAUUUCAAGAACAUGCACAAAGCCUAAGUGUAAGCUAAUGAAUGAGAAGGGAAAAAAGAACCUGAGAGUGAAGAGGUGUAGAUUUCUUAUAAAAAUCACAAAAUUGGUGAUAAUAUAGAGGGGGAAAUAGAUACAACUUUUAAAAGGAAUAAGUAGUAUAGAGUACAUUCAUAAAUAAAGUAUUACUGUUCCUGUAAAGACAUAGCACUUUUCAUAUACGUACUAAUUUAGUUGUACAUUUGUUUGUAAAAUAGCAAAAUCUAAGUAUAUUUAAUGAGUUCAGGCAGUGUAUCACUUGGCCAAGAAAUUGGAAUUUGGAAGUAUUUGUGUAAAGAUAUGCAAGAUGAGUGUAGUAAGUUUUUGUGUCCCUGAAAGACUUUGUCAUCACCAAAUUAUAUAUCAGCAAAAUUUAUAUGAUUGGAUGUUCUGGUUUUCUCGUUUACCCAGUACCACAGUACUACAAUUUGGAUCUUUGUGAGGACACUUAAAACCCAUUCUGAGUAUAUUUGACUUCUUGGAUUCAGAAAGUACUUUGUACCUUAUGGUGCUUCAGUGUCGUCAUUGUGAGCAAUUGUCCUUUUAUAUAUGGUACUGUAGACAUACUAGAGCUUCUGUGACAUUGUCUAGAUGUUUCUUUCUUACCAAAUAAAUGCUUCAUGUCAGACAUCA